AAAAAGAAAACCUGGUCGCAAGUCGAAGAUCGUCACCUUGGCAAUUUUUUUUCAGAUCAUCAAUGUCCACAGAUGCUCCCAACGAUCCUGUGACUUUCACUGUCAAUCGAUCGAAGAACGAAGACCCGACUACCGACUAGGACCACUACGUGUUACUCGCAGGCUUGUCUCAACAGCUACUUUGCUACAACUUCUUACCACUCACACUCUAGCUCUACACAAACUACAAUAACUUACUAUACACACUUCCUCUCGUACUUAGAGCUAGACUCUGUCGUUGCCCCGUACCACAGCGCACACGCAUACACACUACGACAGACGGUCGUCAGAUAUCAAGAAGAUGAUGGUCCUUCGACUUCUGUGGGCCACCGCGGCUGGGCACCAGCUUCUGAUGGCGCAAACAAACAUCAUUUCAGUUCAGGCCGCCUCCAGCAUUCCUUUUGACAACGUCGAGGGUCAGUGGGUUCAAUACCUGGAAGCCAAGGGCUGCCCGUGGCACUGGCAGGUUGUGACGCGGGAAUUUCCAGGCGGAGAUGGCUUUGAGAUGUUGGGCCGACUUAAUAGUGGAAUAGCCGCGAUGAAGUCGCAAGGAUAUCGGGACAUCACGCUAGUUGCGAUCAGUCCUGAAGGCGAGGAGUCCCGCCUUAAUAUGAAUGAAGAAGAAGAACAAGGUCUACAACCAACUACAGAUGAGCUCAGGGAGCAGCUCAUGGAGCAGCUGCUGGAGAGGCAUCCCGAAGAGCAGCUGCUGAAAGCUGAGCUGGAAAGGAGGAGAAAGUUGGAAAAGUCGAAACAAAAUGCUGGCGCCGCGUCCUCGGAGGGGGCCAAAUCUGAAACGCGGUCAAUCGGGAAAGUGGAGGAGCAAAAACCGAAAGAAAAAGCUGGCGCCGCGUCCUCGGAGAGGCAGGAUAAGAGGAAGAACAAGAAACAGGGCAUCUUUGGCUUCGCGAGCGGUUUUUUGGAGGAACCGGGGGCUAAAGCUAAACCGGCCGCCAAAUCUAAAAAAGUGCGCUUCGCACCCGAAAAUAAAGUGGAGAGCGGAGCUCCUGCUGAUGCGAAUCACGCCGGAUAUCCCGGGUCCUCGUCGCGCAUUGGCACGGGGGGCCAGAAGCGUGCAGCCACCAGCAAGUCCGAGCUCUUAGUGGGAGGUCGUGAAGACGUGACGAUUGAUGAGGAUAUGAACAAGAUGUUCGCAAAAUUGAUGUUGGCGGGGUCUAAUAGUGAUUGAUGUUGAGGGUGUCUUUACUUAAAGGAAAGAAAAGGCACUAUCUAGAGAACUCAAGAUGGCUGCUACGGCUAGCCUUUUAGAAGAAGCGAUGAAUUAUACUUCUCUGCUCGUCGUGUAUGAUUUAAUUCGAACCGCAAGAACGAUAUUAACAUGUAGUUGAAGAUACGGGCAUUACAUACUAGACUCUACAGAAACACAAACAACUACUAACUAUCUUUAUACCAGAAAGCUCUCGAGUAGGCAGACAGGGCGACCAGAGUGUUGCUCUGUUGGAGAGGGUGACUCCAGUAUAGCUACUGACGAAAAUUACUUUGUUUGGCUGGUUCUCACCUCAGAAGUGCGGAACUGGCCGGCCUUUGUUGUGUCUCACCAUCAGAAGUGCGAACUACGAGGGCCGGGGCGUACCACCUAAAAGUAAAACCUAAAGCUCCAAAAUAAAAGAUCGCGCUAAGUGUUCGAAAACUUUCGUUUUAUCGCGUGACCCUACUAAAGAUAAGGGAGCUGAUUUACAUCGCGUUUCGUUCUUCUCAUAAUCAUGAAUUUAUACUUCUACCUUGAAGUCUAAGUCUUUUUGAGAACUACCUUUUCUUAUUCUCGCCUGUACGUAGUUGCCGCACCCGCACCUCCCUCUUGAAUUUGGAGUAUUUCCACGGAUGGUGGAAGGUGUAGCCACCUUCUGCUUCUUGUCCUUGGGCGCUACAGAUAUCAAACAGGAGCUGACAAUUACUUUUUGAACAGAGAGAUUUUGGCAACAUGUGAAACGCGAUAGGGCUUUGUCAGCGUUAAAAAACUGGACCACUGCAGAUUAGCAAUUAUAAGCCGCUGCUCGAUUCCAUGGAGUUUGAGCGCGCACUUUUGUGAUAAAUAAAAAAAAGCGCGCGUGUGCCCUGUAGGCACGUAUUACCUACCAGUCGUGCGUCCAGACAAC
Molecule: messenger RNA, 2156 nt
Organism: Amoebophrya sp. A120
Lineage: Eukaryota; Dinophyceae; Syndiniales; Amoebophryaceae
Source: the annotation of a GenBank genome assembly